Messenger RNA from Drosophila biarmipes, 258 nucleotides. RefSeq lists its product as uncharacterized. The record is from RefSeq and is a predicted model, not a curated record. Lineage: Eukaryota; Metazoa; Arthropoda; Insecta; Diptera; Drosophilidae.
AUGGCGCUCAGGCACUACCAAGCAAACAUACCAAACAAAUUUGACUUUUGCAUACCUGUGCAGCAGGGCCAGGACCUGAACCUGUUACCCCUAUGGCCGUGCCCCUCCGUGCAUUCGAUUCUCACGGCCGGCAACGGUAACACUCCAACGCUCACACAAAAGGACAUCCAACCCUGUGAAACAGGUUGCCAUGGGAUCGAGGAUGGAAGCCGAAUGGGAACCUGAACGAGAACAGGGCGACGACAUGUCCUGAAGUAG